GCAUGAUCCAGAUUGAGAGAGCCGCCCUCAAGCUGACCUGCUGCGCGGACACAGCGGCAUGGACUGCCCUUUUGAACGACCGCGAAGACUUCAGCCAUGCCAUGGGGAAGGCUUUGCUCAAAUUCAUCCCCUUCGUACCCGUAUUGGACAAUCUCACAGACGCUGCAUGUGCAUUUACAGCUCGGUACCCCGUCGUCGCCAUCGAUCUGUGGGCGUCCCUGUUGGUGUUUGAGCACGCACACACCAACACGUCCGAGCUUCGAAACUGGGUGCUGCAUGUGCUCAACUUGACUGGCGUGGCGUUCAUGCCUCUCGAGCCCUCGCAAGUGCAAACGCUCCUGCGGGCCUGCGCCACGGCCACGACUACCACACGACGACGCCACAUUGCCAACCGGAUACAUGCAUUUCAGGCCACAUUGACCGAAGCCUUCCAGUGCGAACCGGCGGUCGCGGACUCCAAGUCGUCGGACGUGCUGACCUACCUCGACAACUUGGCGAUGAACGUUGGUAGCCAUGCCACGAAAGGUCUGGAAUGGGCUGUGGACUUCACCAAGCGGCGAUGGGCAACCGAGUGGAAAAGCGAUCCUCAGGUGGUACAUCGCAUCAAAUUGCUGGCUUCAAUGCACCCCGAGCUGUUCCAGGCCAUGCUUGAACACUGGGUCGGCCUGGACAUCAUCUCAUUGCGCGAAUGCGACCUCGUGUUUCGGCAUUCCAUUGAAUUCGAAGCAAUUCUCGGCAGCGUGACAGGGCAUCCUGUGGUUCUGCAUCGACUCACGACCAGCACCGUGUAUUGGCAUACGCAAUGCGCCAACGGUGACGCGUGUUACAUUCAGGCUACGCAUCCAACGACCACCCCUCUCAUUGGACCAUUUGCAAAUGUGUGGUCAUCUCCUGUACUACUCGAACUGGACAUCGUCGACACAUUGCUUGUCGAGUUGGACGUGGCGCUCAAGCACUGUCCAUUGUACGCGUUUGCGGCUGUUCUGCUGAGUCUGUGGAACUUGCUCGCACACUUGAACCAGCACCACGAACGCUAUGCCAGCCAACUGGAUGUAGCCACCCGACUCUUUUUCGUGUCAACAUUGGCCCCCGUGGCGUGCAAAGUGGAAUCGGAGAAGCUCUUUGUAGGGGUCGCGCUGGUCGUAGAAAGUCGCUGGGCUCGGUGGCCGAUGUGGACGCCCCGCUUGACAAAGCGAGCGGUGGAUUUCGUGUCCAACGUCCUGCCAGACUGCCCGACCAACGAAGCCAAGUGGGCAGCCGCCAUGAUCCUCAAACACUUUAUAAUCGACAGCAGAACAUUGCAACACGUUCGAAGGUCGUUGCUGCCCCCGGAAGUACUUGUGAUUCUGCGACAUCGAACGACAACACCGGCGCCACCACUACCGUCGAUGCACAUUGCAGAUGGGGACACCAGCGAUGACGAUUCCUUCCCUGAAGAGUAGGUGUAAUACUGCUUAACCAAGUUAGUG
Messenger RNA from Aphanomyces astaci, 1469 nucleotides. RefSeq lists its product as hypothetical. The annotation marks the transcript as partial. The transcript has a single exon. The record is from RefSeq and is a predicted model, not a curated record. NCBI's taxonomy places the organism in Eukaryota, Oomycota, Saprolegniomycetes, Saprolegniales, Verrucalvaceae.